GACAGGACACAGAAGGUCCGCCGCAGGCGAAACGGCUGCAGCGGCUGCUACUGCUGAUCUAAUCUUUCCGAGUGGUGGAGGGGUUGGAAAGGGAGGACUUGGAGCUAGGCGGCGGCUCGCUACAUUAGACUUUAUUUACAUACACAAAUCGCAAUAUACCGAGCCUGCCUGUGCUGGAGGACUGUACACUUGCGAAAGACUCCUCCUGGGUUGGAGAGUCCAGGAGAGCGGCGAAAGGUUGGUAGAUGAGUUUCCAUCGGCGGAUCAGCGUGUGGCUGAUGUCUCGGGGAGCUUGGCACCAUUGGCUGAACCAACAGCGUCUGAUUUCUCCAGGGAGAUCUUUCCGGGCUUGUUUGAGUGCUCCUCCGAUUCGGCCUAUCGUGGACAUGUCCUACUCGCGCCACUUUCUGGAUUUCCAAGGCUCGUCCAUUCCCUCUUCCAUGAAGAAACUGGUAGCGACUAAGCUGAAUUCAAACUUCCGAGAAGCUGUUUCCCUUCGCCAUGAUGCGCCCGUGCCGCUCCCGGGAGACGGCGAUCUGCUUGUUAGAAACAGAUUUGUUGGCAUUAAUGCAUCUGAUAUUAACUACUCAGCUGGCCGGUACGACUCUUUGGUUAAGCCUCCAUUUGAUGUAGGUUUUGAAGGGAUUGGUGAAGUGGUGGCCUUGGGCUUAAGUGCAAGUGCAAAAUACACUGUAGGCCAGUCUGUGGCCUAUGUAAGACCAGGAGCUUUUGCUGAAUAUACAGUUGUGCCUGCUAAAGAAGCCAUUCCCGUACCUUCUAUGAAACCAGAGUUUCUGACCCUUCUGGUAAGUGGAACUACAGCAUAUAUCAGUCUGAAAGAGCUUGGAGAAUUGUCUGAAGGGAAGACAGUUCUGGUGACAGCAGCAGCUGGAGGCACUGGUCAGUUUGCUGUGCAACUUGCAAAGAAGGCAAAAUGCCACGUAAUAGGAACUUGCUCCAGUGAUGAAAAAUAUGCUUUUCUGAAAUCUAUUGGCUGUGAUCGACCUAUCAACUAUAAAACUGAAAAUAUUGCUGCUGUCCUCAAAAAUGAGUACCCCAAAGGUGUGGAUGUUGUGUAUGAAUCGGUUGGUGGAGAGAUGUAUGACUUGGCUAUCAACUCCUUGGCUAUCAAAGGUCGCCUGAUCAUUAUUGGGUUUAUUUCUGGCUACCAAACACUUACCGGCCUUCCACGAAGUCACACAGAAAUGCUGCCAGCAAAGUUGCUAAAAAAAUCAGCCAGCAUCCGAGGUUUCUUCUUAAACCAUUACUUUUCCGAUUACCAAAUGGCUUUGAAACACUUGGUUGAAAUGUGUGAAAAGAGAGAAAUUGUUUGCGAGGUGGACUUUGGAGACCUGUCUCUAGAGAGCAAGUUUACUGGCUUAGAGUCAGUGUUCCGUGCUAUAGAUUAUAUGUACAUGGGGAAAAACAUUGGAAAAAUUGUAGUUGAAUUACCUCACUCUGUCAACAGUAAGCUGUAAAAACAGAACAAUGACAUAAAUCAAAACAGAGCAAAUGGGCAUUUUAUGCUUGGCGAUAAUGCUUUAAUUUCUUUAAAGCUGGCAACGGGUAACAUAUUAAAAUAGCAAAACAGUAUUUUGAUUUGUUUAAGAGGUUUUGUGUGGUUUAAAAAUGCAGCUUGUAGCUGGCAUUACAUUUAUUUUCACAUUUUUUGGUAUGGAGAUUUUCAAUUUCCAACUUGCAGUGGAUUUGAAUAUAAUUCUAAGCAAGUACAAAACUGUUACGAAUUGAUGUCAUACCUUUCUUCUGGAACUCAGUAUGUGAAGGCAUAUGGAGCUGCAAUCUUAUACAGUUUGAAUAAGAUGAAGCCCAUUGUCCUCAAAAUGACUUAGUAGCCAUUUUUAGUAGACAUGCUUAGGAUUAAGCAGCAAUCCUAUAUGCACUUUACACAGAAAUAUGCCCUACUGAUAUUCAGAUUGAUUAUAUCUAUAAACAUCUGUAUGGGACUGCACUAUUAAACUAAAUUUGAGAUUUGUUAUACAUACAAUCUGCAGAGACAUUUUGAUAAUGAUGCUCUGUAAAAAAAAGUUUUUUUCCUACAAAGCGUAUUAUAUAUAACACAUUUUUAUUCUAGUAAGAACAUGUAUGACCUUUUUAUGUGUAUGUUAGUUGAAAAUGAUUUUUUUACUUUUGAAUCAACCUUGCCAGCUUUUAUUUUAUUUUUAUUUGUUGUUAUAUUUUGGGAUAUUUGGUUGUCUUAUAAUAUUAUACUUGAAAUGUUGUCUUGCUAUUACACUCAAUUAUUACUAGAACUUUUCUAAUGUUAUCUAACUAUUUUAAAUUCUGUUGAAGAUAACUAAUCCAGGAAUUUCCCAAUUAAUGAAAUGCACCAGAAGAUAUAUGCUGUAUCUCUGAAAAUGGAAAUACCACAGAUUAAAAUGUUGGAUUAGAAUGGCAUAAGUAUAUGGAAUGUAUUUGGCUAUGUGAUCAAAUGUCAUUUCUUUAAGAGAUCGUUUUGUACAAUUCUGAGUAUAAGCAUUAAAAUUAAAAUAAAAUUUUUGCAGUUAAUUUUUUACAGUGUGAUUCAAUUAUCCAGUUUUUCCUCCUUUUCUUCAACAAUAUAAUCUCAUGCCUGACUUAUUUGGCUAGAAGUUCCAUUGGGACAUAACCUUUUUUGAACUUAACAAAACUUAUAUCUAAGUAGAUAAAUGGAACUGAGCCGUCAAUAAUAGUCUUUGAAAUGCAAUGUUUUUAAAAAAUCAUUUUACAAGUAGAGCUUUCUACAGUCACCUUUUUUCUAUUCACUUUG
Molecule: messenger RNA, 2767 nt
Organism: Protobothrops mucrosquamatus (brown spotted pit viper)
Lineage: Eukaryota; Metazoa; Chordata; Lepidosauria; Squamata; Viperidae
Gene: PTGR3
Product: zinc binding alcohol dehydrogenase domain containing 2
Exons: 2
Coding region: 246-1478 (410 amino acids)
Cellular component (GO): mitochondrion
Molecular function (GO): zinc ion binding; oxidoreductase activity
Source: RefSeq, a predicted model, not a curated record